GUUUCACAUUAAUACCAGUCUACGUUUUUUUACAAAAACCCACCGGAUUAGACUAAACUUUCGGUUGCUAGCGGAUAACCCCGAAACUGACGAGGCGGGUCCACUGGUCGGGCCAACGUGGCAUGCCUACGUGGCCAUUGUCCUUCGUUCCUCUUCUCCUCUUCCACGCCCUCCUCUCCGACCGGCUCCAACCACUCUCCCGUACGCUACUCGCCGGCAAGCCCCCGCCGGCAGCGGACCAGCAGCAUAUCUGUCCCACGCCCCUCUUCGGAGCCCACGUGGGUAACCCUGCCAGGGCGAGGAGCCUGACGGCGGCCAUGGACGGGGAGAGGCGGAGGCGGGCGGCCAUGGACGGGGAGAGGCGGAGGAGGGCGGCCAGACGGGUAGAACCGCAGAUCCGGCACACCACAGGCGCUCUGCUCUGCAGCCCGCGGACGACUCGUCUGCGCCAUCCCUCGUCCAGGUGCGCCCCUUCUUCCUCCACUCCGACGGGAGCGCCGCCUCUUCGUGCUCCGCCUGCUCCGGUGCCUCCCCCGACUCCAAGCCGCGACCUGGAGGUGGAGCUCCUCCUCGUCCCCGGGAAGUAUGGGCCGCGUCUGAGAGGAAGCAGGAGCAGCCGGCGGCCGUGGCACGAAGCCAGAUCCUCGCCCACGAGGAGCUGCAGUUCACGCUGCAAAAGGCCGAGCGCCGCAUGGACAUGGCCGAGCACGCGGAGAUGGAUUUCUCAGGGGUGAAAAUGGCUUGAGAUUGUGGAAUCCAAGGCAAUCAACUGGCCAACUGGGAGAUGUUGGAAUUGAGAACUCGCUCGUUUCUUCUACCUCAGUACCGACGUCAGUCAUGGAGCUUCCUGGUUUUGGGGAAGAAAAUCAACUGGGAUAAUGCGCUUGAGUCCACCAUGGCGCUCGGGACGCCGGCGAGCAGCUCCACCGAACGGGAGAGACGAUUCAAUCGGGUCAACAUAAAUAACUAACUAGGUGAUGUGGCGCCAUUUGGGACCCGACAGGUGGGACAGUGGCCACGCAGGCACGCCACAUUGGCCGUGGAGCCGUCUCGUCAAUUUCACGGUUAUUCGCUAGCAAUCGAAUUCUUAGUCUAAUCCGAUGAUUUUUAGUAAAAAAAACAUAGACUGAUAACAAUGUGAAAUUCUCCUAAUGUGGUCGUUUUUCGUAAUUUGGACCAGCUCAUGAGGCUUCGAAGCUUCUC
Brachypodium distachyon (stiff brome) is the source of this 1203-nucleotide messenger RNA. RefSeq lists its product as uncharacterized. The transcript is spliced from 2 exons. The record is from RefSeq and is a predicted model, not a curated record. NCBI's taxonomy places the organism in Eukaryota, Viridiplantae, Streptophyta, Magnoliopsida, Poales, Poaceae. The coding region runs from base 123 to 734 and encodes 203 amino acids.